This is a messenger RNA of Lactuca sativa (garden lettuce), 802 nucleotides long. The record is from RefSeq and is a predicted model, not a curated record. Lineage: Eukaryota; Viridiplantae; Streptophyta; Magnoliopsida; Asterales; Asteraceae.
AAAUACAGUGGGCGUUUUCUCAUCACGCACAUAAGAAAAGGGGUUUCACUUUCCAGAACACUCAAAACCUUACUCACCCUCCUUCAUGUGUUUCGAUGGCGACUGAAUUUUCUCCUAGAGAUACCACUGAAUCAAACCAUGACUUACCUUCUCCAUCAGAAUUUCUAUAUUCCAGUCGCCGUUGUUGUUUCUGCAUACCCUACCAGUGGCAGAAAGUACGUUCGUCGUCUCCGGAGUACAAUUCUGAAAGAAGUCUAUGGUCACGAGGGAUCGACGCCUUGAUGAAGAUUCGGGAGUGGUCAGAGAUCGUUGCAGGUCCAAGAUGGAAGACAUUCAUACGCCGGUUUAAUCGUAACAAAAGUUUUGGUCGACAAUCCCCCAAGUUUCAGUACGAUCCUCUAGAUUAUGCGCUGAAUUUCGACGAAGGAGCGUUGGAUAACGGAGAUUCUGAAAUGGAGAACGAGUAUAUGGUCCGCAACUUCUCUUCAAGUACGUGUGGAUGGGGCCUGUUUGUGAAUAGAGUAAACGCGCGGGGACAGUGAAAGGUGUAAGAUUACGUGAACGGCUGUACUUCAUAGGUGUUCUUGAAUUAAAAAUUUGUUUUUAUGAUUAAUCCUCCAUGGCUAUGGCUCCUUCUAUAGGCUUCUACACUUUUCCAUUACGUUUCUUCUCCUUUGUUAGAAAUCAUUUGCCGAUAUCUGUAGUUAAUCUUUGUAUGUAUUUUAGGCGAUUUCUGUAAACUUGAAGUAUGUUCGUUUUCAAUAUAAUGAAUAAAUGUACAAAUCCUGUAUGGCUUUCUAUU